This is a messenger RNA of Branchiostoma floridae (Florida lancelet), 609 nucleotides long. RefSeq names its product tripartite motif-containing protein 3-like. The record is from RefSeq and is a predicted model, not a curated record. The coding region runs from base 1 to 609 and encodes 202 amino acids. Gene Ontology annotation, biological process: positive regulation of DNA-templated transcription. NCBI's taxonomy places the organism in Eukaryota, Metazoa, Chordata, Leptocardii, Amphioxiformes, Branchiostomatidae. Gene Ontology annotation, molecular function: zinc ion binding; ubiquitin-protein transferase activity. The transcript has a single exon. Gene Ontology annotation, cellular component: chromatin; nucleoplasm.
AUGAAAGGGCAUCAGAUCGUGACCAAAGAGAACCUGGAGGCCUCUGAAGAUGUCCCCAGCAGCUUUCAGCGCAAAGCCUUCUGCCCAAAGCACGCAGACCAAGUCUUAACUUUCUACUGUGAGCCUUGUCAGACUUUGGUCUGUGUCGCCUGUACGGUUGUCGAUCAUCGGCCGGGCGAUAAACACAAUCCUGUAGAAAUCGGCUCCGUCGCUGAGGGGAAGAAACGAGACCUACAGAAACUGAUAGCAAAUCUCGAGCCUCGAGAAAAAGACGUGCGGGGUACCCUGAAAGAAGUUGAGAGGGAAUUAUCUGAGUUACCAACAUCGGCAGACGCUGCGAUUGAACAGGCAACAGCCUAUUUUGAUCAGUUGAUAUCCUUGCUUCAAGACAGAAAAGAAGAAGUCGUGUCAGAAAUCGGCUCACGCCGCCAGGAGGUUGGAAAAUGUCUGGAAACCCAGAAAGAAGCGAUAGAGUUGGAGUUGGCUGGACUGACGAGCGCGUCUGAGUUCUGUAAACAAGCCUUGGAACACGGCAGUGACGUGCACGUCAUCGAGGUCGAGGGUCAAGCACGACAGAGGGUAGAAGACCCGUUUUUAAUGGGGGUAUAA